Messenger RNA from Micropterus dolomieu (smallmouth bass), 396 nucleotides. RefSeq names its product receptor-type tyrosine-protein phosphatase mu-like. NCBI's taxonomy places the organism in Eukaryota, Metazoa, Chordata, Actinopteri, Centrarchiformes, Centrarchidae. The transcript is spliced from 3 exons. The record is from RefSeq and is a predicted model, not a curated record. The annotation marks the transcript as partial.
GUGGUGUUCGAGGCGGUCAGCACCGGUCAGAGGGGAGUUCUGGCCAUCAAGGACAUCGUACUGCAGGGACACCAGUGCAUGAGCACACCUCACUUCCUGCACAUUAAAGGCGUGGAGGUGAACGCAGGACAGACGGCGACGUUUCAGUGCACCGUCAACGGACGACCGCAGAGCAACCUGCUGCUCUACCUGCAGGGGAUGGGCGGUCGUCAGGCGGUCGUCAGGGAAACCAAGCCGGUGAACUCCCGACGUUACGUGGCGAGUUUCGACGUGGAGAACACGACCAAGGGCGACUCUGGACGGUAUCGCUGCAUCGCCCAAUCAGAGCGAGGCGUGGGCGUGUCCUCCUAUGCUGACCUCACCGUCAAACGUGAGUCCUGUCCUCUGAUUGGCCCU